AUGGCUGAUCAACUUCACAAAGCUAUUGGUGCCAUGUCUAUUGAGGAUGAAGCUCCGCUAGUAUUACCGGACAGUCCUCAGUUCACAGUGUGUGAUGAGAACGCCACGAGCCUGUUGGGUCGCUUGCUUAACCCUGAUUUUCAGUCCAUGGCUCGAAUGAUCGACUACAUGCCAACGGCUUGGAGAGUCUAUGGAAGGGUCCGAGGUAUUGCUCUCUCUCGGGACCGCUUUCAGUUCAUAUUUCAAAGGGAGGAAGAUCUCCAAACAGUGUUAAAGGAUCGCCCAUGGUCUUAUAACCAUUGGACCAUAGUUUUGGAAAGAUGGACUGCAUCUCCCCAGGAGAACUUUCUUGGAUCGUUGGAAAUCUGGAUCCGUAUGCGUAAUAUCCCAGUGAACCACUUUACUUCUAGUACAAUGUAUAUGCUUGCCAAGGAGAUAGGCAAGGUGGAGGAGAUUGCUUUUGAUCCCAAAGUCUCUCACUUUAAAGACUAUGUUCGUGCCAAGAUCACAUUCAAUGUUGACAAUCCAGUUAAGGCGUAUAGGGAGCUCUCUAUUCUCUCAGGAGGUACUGUCAAAAUUGAGUAUGAGUAUGAGAAAAUACACAAGAGGUGUUUUCAUUGUCUCCGCUUAACCCAUGAGAAAAUAAAAUGUCCUCUUCUCAAAAAAGGGUUUGGAUUGGCUAAGUCGGGGGAGAGACCAAAUGUUAAUGCUAAAGUUGGUCCCUCAAGUGUUGUGCCUCAACGUCAGGUGCAUGUUGCACCUUUGGAAGGACCGCCGGGUUUCCCUCCCUUGUUCCCUGAGCUAUCGAAGGAGGAACAGAAAAUGGCGAUGAUGUACAUUUCUCAUUCAAAUGAGAUAGAACGUCUUGCUCGUAUUCAGCGUGUUCGGCAAGGAAUUGCAGACAAUGCUAGGGAGUCAAGUAUUCGUUUAACAAAAAUCACAAAUGAGGUUGACAAAGGGAAAGGCCAUGUUUACUACUACCCCGAUGGGUCUGAGAUAAUCCCGGUGCUGAAGUUAGGCUUUGAGAACUCUAACUCACAUUCUCGAGGUAUUACCAUUAGAGAAGAGGAAGCUGAAUCUUCUGAUAACUUCUCUGCUACUGUCUCUGUACUUGCACACAUUUCGACGGGUUUUCAGUUUGGCCCUUCUUCGGAGGGGCGAGUCUCUGGAAAUCUAAAGGCAGGCAAGACACAGCGGAAGCGUCCUUCAUCAUGGAAACGAAAGACCACGCCAAAAUUGAUCAUCGCGCCUGCUCCUGCUUCUGGAGUGGACAUCCCUCAGUCUCCAUUACACAGUGCAAAGAGGAAACAGAGUUCCCCUGUCUCUUACCCAGACAACAAAACCCCAAAACGUACAGAUUCUUCGGUGGCUUCCGUAUUGAAGCCGCUGCUUCCCCAAUGA
Messenger RNA from Brassica oleracea var. oleracea, 1401 nucleotides. RefSeq lists its product as uncharacterized. Bases 1 to 1401 code for a protein of 466 amino acids. Lineage: Eukaryota; Viridiplantae; Streptophyta; Magnoliopsida; Brassicales; Brassicaceae. The record is from RefSeq and is a predicted model, not a curated record. The transcript has a single exon.